AUGAAGAGAUCUGCCUCCGAAAUUUCCUCUCCUGAACAGCAGAUAUCGAGUAGUAACGAAGAAGAGCAAGCAAACAAGAAGAGACAUCUCUCUCCAUUAUCACCAUCACUUUCCACAUUAGAUGCUUUGCCACUUCACACAAUUUUCACAUUCCUGAACAAUGAUUUAUCAUCACAAUUGGCACUCUAUGGAACGUGUUCCAAUGUCAUGACAUUUGUCAGAAAUGAAAAGCUUGUUCCUUUGCAUUGUGUGUUACAACUCAAGAAAUUCACACAUGAAAAUCCAAACAUUUCCUUGAUUACUUUACAUUAUAGAAUGUGUGGAUUGCUUCACCAAUAUGUAUGGCUACAUGAUUAUGAUCUCAUUGAUUAUUCAAAAUUGCCUCAACACUUGUUGGGAUAUUGUAAGAAUGGAUUGAUUCAAGUUGUUUAUUCAUACCAUGACGAAUUUUAUGGAGGAGGAUUUACCUAUACGGAAGUUGCUGUGAAGAAGGUUAAUUCUGGUGAGAAGAUUCGUUUGAUACUUACAGAAUUGGAAACUAUUCAUGGAAGAGGUUUUGAAGAGGUUGGUUCUGUGGAUGUUUCUAUUGAUAACACAAGGGUUUACAAUGGAAGUAGCAUUACAGAUCUAGAGACGUUGAAUGAAUUUACUCAAAAUGCUGAAAUUUGUAAAGAGAUGAAUGGCAUUGAAUUACUGAACUCAUUGUUUAGACUUUCCAUGAAUGAAAAGGAAAUUCAUAAGGAAGAUUCUUGGUAUGAUUCAUUUUCAUUCUCUCCAACUAGAUUUGAAAGGGUUCACGAGUCUAUCAUUGACAAAUUUAUAAGUGAAGUAGUUGAUGUAAAUAAUGAACAUUCUUUCCAAUCCAUUCAUGCAUUGGUUUCAAUUACUGAAAAUUUAUGUAGUGUGAAAUGCAAAAAAGAAGAUAAAGAAGAAGCAAUAGAUGAUGAUGAACAAACAACCGAAAAGGAAGAAGAAGAACUCGACUUGUUUGAAUUUGUGUCACUUGUUAAACACAAUAUCAAUCAUUUGUACUAUGAUGAGUACAGCUCCUAUUCUAGACAAUAUAUUGAUUGCAUAUUGAAAAGAAAGGACAAUGGAGAGAUUGUCCCUUUCUCUGUAACCUCAAUUGUUGGGCCAAGCUAUACUGGAACAUAUGUAGAAUUGGAAAUGAUGAUCAACGGUGAAGUGGCUUUAACAUUCGAAAUGACAGAAGGAAGUGUCGAUUCAAAUAUUGUUCAAGACAGUUUUGAAACUUUUGUUGAGAGUUUUAAAACUUCCAAAAAUCCACACGAAUUUGCUUCUGACAUGUUGGACUUUAUUGUUACCCAGCCAAAAUGGGCUGUUUAUUCUCUUUAUGAAAUGGACAAGGAUAAAACUGGAAUCACAAUUGAGGAUGGUUAUCCUCCAGAGAAUAUUUCUGAAGUAUUAGACCACUUCUGUGAACAUACUGAUGAAUAA
Molecule: messenger RNA, 1458 nt
Organism: Naegleria gruberi
Lineage: Eukaryota; Heterolobosea; Eutetramitea; Acrasida; Naegleriidae
Exons: 1
Coding region: 1-1458 (485 amino acids)
Source: RefSeq, a predicted model, not a curated record